AUGACGUCCGGAGUUCUCGGCGUCCAAAGAACCUUCCUCGGUCCAAAGACGCGCUUCGUUCCUGAGCGCCUGGACUCAUAUCUUCGACGCAGACCUGUACACUCCUCCCACACACCCCUCGGCUCAAGUACCAACCGCAAGAAAGUUACCCUUCAAACCCUCCAAGCCAUGUACUCUCGCCAAGAGCCCAUCACCAUGAUCACCGCGCACGACUUUCCCUCCGCACACGUCGCCGAGCACGCCGGCAUGGAUAUGAUCCUCGUCGGGGAUAGCUUGGCCAUGGUUGCGCUGGGCAUGGAAGAUACGAGUGAGGUCCUGCUGGAAGAGAUGCUGUUACACUGCAAGAGCGUAUGUCGAGGGGCGAAGGCGCCUUUCAUCGUUGGUGACUUGCCCAUGGGGAGUUACGAAGUCAGUCCGGAGCAGGCGGUGCAGAGUGCGAUUCGGCUGGUCAAGGAGGGUAGGGUGCAGGCUGUGAAGCUGGAAGGGGGUGUGGAGAUGGCGCCGGCGAUUGCGAAGAUUACUGGUGCUGGUAUUCCGGUGUUGGCACAUAUUGGCUUGACGCCGCAGAGGCAGAAUGCCUUGGGUGGGUUCCGUGUGCAGGGCAAGUCCGUUGCUGGAGCUUUGAAGCUGCUCCAAGACGCUCAGGCUGUCCAACAAGCUGGUGCGUUUGGGGUUGUUCUGGAGGCCAUACCAGAGCCCGUCGCGACGUUGGUGACGAAGAAGUUGCAAAUCCCUACCAUCGGCAUCGGUGCCGGGAAUGGAUGCUCGGGACAGGUGUUGGUGCAGGUCGAUAUGUCUGGAUACUUCCCACCUGGACGUAGGAUCCCCAAGUUUGUCAAGAAGUUCGGUGAUCUUUGGGGUGAGGCUUCCAGGGCGAUUGAGGCGUACAGGGAGGAGGUCAAGGCGAGGAGUUACCCUGGCCCAGAGCACAACUACCCUAUGGCCAAGGAAGAGCUGGAGGAGUUUGCCAAGGUAGCCGAUAAGAUGUUGGCUGAGAAGGCUUCGUGA
Molecule: messenger RNA, 1008 nt
Organism: Zasmidium cellare ATCC 36951
Lineage: Eukaryota; Fungi; Ascomycota; Dothideomycetes; Mycosphaerellales; Mycosphaerellaceae
Exons: 2
Coding region: 1-1008 (335 amino acids)
Biological process (GO): pantothenate biosynthetic process
Cellular component (GO): mitochondrion
Molecular function (GO): magnesium ion binding; 3-methyl-2-oxobutanoate hydroxymethyltransferase activity
Source: RefSeq, a predicted model, not a curated record